This is a messenger RNA of Myiozetetes cayanensis, 14007 nucleotides long. It is a transcript of the gene ADCY1, whose product is annotated as adenylate cyclase 1. Gene Ontology annotation, molecular function: adenylate cyclase activity. The record is from RefSeq and is a predicted model, not a curated record. Gene Ontology annotation, cellular component: plasma membrane. Gene Ontology annotation, biological process: cAMP biosynthetic process; intracellular signal transduction; adenylate cyclase-activating G protein-coupled receptor signaling pathway. The transcript is spliced from 20 exons. The coding region runs from base 270 to 3698 and encodes 1142 amino acids. Lineage: Eukaryota; Metazoa; Chordata; Aves; Passeriformes; Tyrannidae.
CGGGAAAGCGAGACAGCAGGCAGGAAGGUUGGCACAUUAACACGAGUGAGACUCUCCUCCCGCCGUCCCAGCCACCCUCGGCUCCUGGGUGGCAGCGGAGGGGGCGUUUGCCGGCGCGGCGGGUUGCGGACGGCGGCUGGCGGGUGCGCCCGGGACCCGCGCCCGCGGAGCGGCGGGCUCCUGAGCGCAGCCUCCCUCUCUUUUAUGAGCUGCGAGGCGGCGGAGCGGCAGCGGGGGACACCAGGAGGAGCAUUUCUUCCCCGGGGUUUAUGAAUGGCACUGACAUGGAGGAAAUACCGUUUCAGAAAGUCAAGACCAAGAGGAAGAAAUGCUGCCACUGCUGCUGCUCCCCGCCAGCUGCCGCGGCGUCGGGAGCGGGAGCCGGGCUGGGGGACCCUCCUCCCUUGCUGCUGCUGGAUGCCAUCGCCUGCGAGGACGAGUUUGACUGCAAGGAGCUGGAGGCUCUCUUCCAGAGCUACAACCUGAAGCUGGAGCAGACGUCCACCCUCAAGGCGCUGGCCGUCCUCAUUGUGCUCACCGCCAGCCUGGCCCUGGUGGAGCUGCUCUCCGGCCCCAGCCUGACCAUCUCCAAAGGUUCGCACCCAGUGCACUGCAUCAUCUUCCUCUCCCUCUUCAUCGUCACCAAUGUCAAGUACCUGCAGGUCACCCAGCUGCAGCAGAUCGUCAAGCUCACCUUGCUCUUCAGCUUCACCUUCUCCUUCCUCUGCUGCCCCUUCUCGCUCGGCGCCUACGGUAUGGAGCCGCCCAGCGCCCCCGAGCAGGGCAUGUGGCAGCUCAUGCUGGUAACCUUCGUGUCCUACUCACUGCUGCCCGUCCGGACUCUGCUGGCCAUCGUCUUCGGGCUGGUGGUGUCCGUCUCCCACCUCAUCGUUACCGCCACCUCCGUCAGUGCCAAGAGGCAGCGGCUCUGGAGGACGCUCGUGGCCAAUGCAAUACUUUUUGUCAGUGUAAAUUUGUAUGGGGUCUUUGUGAGGAUUUUGACAGAAAGGGCUCAGAGGAAGGCAUUCCUUCAGGCCAGGAACUGCAUUGAGGACAGGCUGAGGUUGGAGGAUGAAAAUGAAAAACAGGAACGUCUUUUGAUGAGUCUUUUGCCCAGGAAUGUUGCAAUGGAAAUGAAGGAAGAUUUCCUGAAGCCUCCUGAAAGGAUUUUCCACAAGAUUUACAUUCAAAGGCAUGACAAUGUGAGCAUUUUGUUUGCAGACAUUGUGGGGUUUACUAGUUUGGCAUCACAGUGUACUGCCCAAGAGCUAGUGAAGCUACUGAAUGAACUUUUUGGAAAAUUUGAUGAAUUAGCUACGGAAAAUCAUUGCAGAAGAAUAAAAAUCCUAGGGGACUGUUACUACUGUGUAUCAGGAUUGACCCAGCCCAAAACAGAUCACGCCCACUGCUGUGUCGAAAUGGGACUGGAUAUGAUUGACACCAUCACAUCUGUUGCAGAAGCCACAGAGGUUGAUCUCAACAUGAGAGUUGGAUUGCAUACAGGCAGGGUGCUUUGUGGGGUCCUGGGUCUCCGAAAAUGGCAAUAUGAUGUCUGGUCAAAUGAUGUGACUUUAGCUAACGUAAUGGAAGCUGGAGGACUGCCUGGGAAAGUUCACAUUACAAAGACCACCUUAGAGUGCCUAAAUGGGGACUAUGAGGUAGAACCAGGAUAUGGUCAUGAAAGAAAUAGUUUCUUGAAGAAGCAUAAUAUUGAAACGUAUUUUAUUGUGCCAUCCCAUCGUAGGAAGAUAUUUCCUGGACUGAUUCUCUCAGACAUUAAGCCUGCCAAAAGAAUGAAGUUCAAGACAGUCUGCUAUCUGCUUGUUCAGCUCAUGCACUGUCGUAAGAUGUUCAAAGCAGAGAUCCCUUUCUCCAAUGUCAUGACGUGUGAGGAUGAUGAUAAGAGGAGAGCAUUAAGGACAGCCUCUGAAAAACUCAGGAAUCGUUCCUCUUUUUCUACCAAUGUUGUAUACAACACUCCAGGAACUCGAGUAAACAGAUACAUCAGCCGCUUGAUAGAGGCCCGGCAAACUGAGUCUGAGAUGGCUGACUUGAACUUCAUUACUCUGAAGUAUAAGCAAACUGAGCGUGAAAAUAAAUAUCACCAGCUUCAAGACGAGUACUUCACCAGUGCUGUAGUUCUCUCACUAAUUCUAUCUGCCUUAUUUGGCCUUGUCUACCUUCUAAUAAUACCACAGAGUACCGUAGUUCUUGUUCUCCUGGUGUUCUGCAUAUGCUUCCUAGUGGCUUGUAUUAUGUACCUACAUGUCACACGAGUACAAUGUUUUCCAGGGUGCCUGACAAUACAAAUUCGUACCAUUUUGUGUAUUUUUAUUGUGAUCUUAAUAUACUCCGUGGCUCAAGGAUGUGUGGUUGGCUGCAUGCCUUGGGUUUGGAAUACCAAUUCCAGCAGCUCAAUAGUUAUAAUUUCUCCUGGUGGAACAAAUAAAACAAUGAAUGAACUUCCAUGUGACACAGCCCACUAUGCUUUCCUUUCCUGUGUAGUGGGGACUCUCACCUUGGCAAUAUUUCUACGAGUAUCUUCCUUGCCAAAAAUGAUUCUCCUGCUUUUUGUUACCAUUUUGUACAUAGUUAUUCUGGAACUCAGUGGUUACAGAAAAGCAUUGGGGGGUGGCUCCUUUUACAUGCGUGGCUAUGAACCAAUACUAGCUAUUCUGCUUUUUUCUUGUGCUUUGGCACUGCAUUCAAGACAAGUGGACUUGAAACUGCGUCUGGACUACCUCUGGGCUGUGCAGGCAGAAGAAGAGAGAGAUGAUAUGGAGAGAGUCAAGCUGGAUAACAAAAGAAUUCUCUUCAACCUGUUGCCAGCACAUGUUGCACAGCACUUUCUUAUGUCUAAUCCAAGAAAUAUGGACCUUUAUUACCAGUCAUAUUCACAAGUAGGAGUGAUGUUUGCUUCCAUCCCAAACUUCAACGAUUUCUACAUCGAAUUGGAUGGCAAUAAUAUGGGAGUGGAAUGUUUACGCCUGUUAAAUGAAAUUAUUGCUGAUUUUGAUGAGCUUAUGGACAAAGAAUAUUAUAAGGACAUAGAAAAGAUCAAGACAAUUGGAAGUACAUAUAUGGCAGCUGUGGGACUCGUACCUACUUCAGGAACUAAGGCUAAAAAAUCAAUUUAUUCCCAUCUGAGUACACUGGCAGAUUUUGCAAUAGAGAUGUUUGACGUUCUUGAUGAAAUCAACUAUCAGUCCUACAAUGAUUUUGUCCUGCGCGUUGGUAUUAAUGUUGGGCCGGUAGUAGCAGGAGUCAUUGGAGCCAGAAGACCACAGUAUGAUAUCUGGGGGAACACUGUAAAUGUUGCCAGCCGGAUGGAUAGUACUGGAGUACAGGGAAAAAUUCAGGUGACAGAAGAAGUUCAGCGGAUAUUAAAAAGGUGCAGUUAUGAAUUUGUGUGCAGGGGUAAAGUCAGUGUAAAGGGAAAAGGCGAAAUGUUGACCUACUUCCUGGAAGGAAAGGCUGAUGGAAAUAAUUCCCAAACACGGUCUUUAAACUUAGAGCGGAAAAUGUACCCUUAUGGGAGGGCAAACAUCCAAACAAAACUAGGCACCAGCUGUCCAUCGGUGUCCUCAGCUGCUAGCUUUACUGCAAAACCUGGGCUUGGAGCAGGUCAAGCGUCUGCCACUCACACAAAUCAAACACUGCAUUAUCUUCCUUCUGUGCCAGCUGUGAAGGAGGCAUAGAACAAAGGAGAUUUGGUUGUGCCAUCUGCAGUGAACUUGGAGAGCAAUGGUUGACUGAAUUUUUACCAAGAGGUCAGAGGUCAUAGGCCAUGGCAUUAACCAAGGACCACUACAACCCAACCAAAGAGAACUUGGGGACUCUGUAACAAACUCUUGGGAUGGAACAUAUAAGGGCUAGCAAUUCUGUUAGGAAAAGUCAAAAUGAGAUUUUCUGGAAAUGAGGAAUAUUUUCGUGGCAUUUUUAAAGGGUAGUUGAAAAAAAUUAGAUAUAUGUGCAAGCAAUUAUUUAUGUGUGUGUGUAUAUAUAUGUUUUAAUCUAUAUAUGCACAUAUACAAACAGUUCGGAGUAGACUUAAUAGAGAUUUAUAGAGAUAAACAAAAAAUGUGUAUUUAUUUACACAUCCACCUGCAAUGACAUAGUAAAGAGAUUUCUUUCUGUCAUAGCCAGCAUUGUUGGGCCUGGGAUUAGGAAAGCAUCAUUUCACUGUGGAAUAUGGGGCACCUGAAGACUCUUCAGGGCUACGGCAAGAGUUAGAGAAACUGUGCUCCCAGUGCAUGAGUUAAAGCAAUGAGAACAGUGUUUAUUGUGCUGUCAAUGGCAGGUUAAUGAAGGCUGGAUUCAGCUUAUUACUAAACUCUAUGUUCUCCUUGCAUGCUUCAAAAAAUUCUGAUCAAAGCAUAACACUAGGAUAUGAAGUAGGUAAACCACACAGCUUAAAGUUUAGGCAGAAGAACAAUAUAUAUUCUUUCCAUUAAAAAAAAAAAAAAGGGUGGUAGAGUUUAGAAGUUACUGCCUCUUUGUAGGUCAUUUGACUCUGUGCAAGACAGAGGAGCCACCCUGCAAGCACAGCAAUAUGCUUAUGCAAUAUAGAAACAUUCCUUUAUGUAUAAUGCUGAUUUUAUUGAGGAGCAGAAGGAUGGUAUUAUUUCAGGCUUUUAGAAAGAGCACAGGUCUGGCUCAGUUCCAGGAUUAGCUUUACCUUUCUAAACAGCUCAAAGAAUAGUCCUGUACUGGUGCCAAAAAUGCUGUUGCUAGUUUUGUGACAUUUGUAUGUUUGCCAACAUAAUUUUACAUCUUAACUGAUUUUUAAAUUUAUGCCACAGUUUUAUUAUAUCUUGGUUCUAUCCAGGCUCACUCUUCAAAGUUGUACAAUUAUAGAAAGCUAUAAUUCUGGGAAACAAGCAGUCAAACUUUGCCCAAAUAAGGAGCAUGGGUAAGGGUGCCAGGAGAGUGAGGCCUGCUCUUAAUCUGCAUAAAAGGGAACAUAUUUUGACUGCUUUUUUCUUUAAUGCAGCCCACAUCCUUUUGUUCAUGGUUUCAUCUUGAAAUGCUGACUUGGAUAUGAAAUGUGGAGUGCAUCUCUGUACUCGAGGUGGGGGAAGUUGGAGGUCAUGCUACUGAGUGACAUGUACUCUAUAGACAGGUGCCAUACUGUCCUGAUGGGGAUUCACAGGUUAACUAACCUCACUGCUUUCCAAAAGAGAAGCAAAACUUUACAUCAUCUAAAAGAAUGCAAAAUGUCCUUUUAACAAAAAAAAAAAAAAAAAAAAAAUCCCCAUUUCCCCUGCCAAAAUGUGAAGACCAAAAACCACCACCACGACCAACAAAAUGAAAAACCCCACUCUAGACUACAGAAUUUGUCCAGAUUGUACAAUAGAAAACUUGUGUAUAGAUGUCGCAUUUCCCUUUAGAGGGCCAAUUUUAUUACACGUUUCAGUGGAAAGAAGAUUCUGAGUGAUUCUUCUGCAAUAAGCUUUUGCUUUGGAACAGUCACUGUUUGUGUCAAAAGUAUAUGGACAAAUACUGUGUCAGCAGAUGCAAAUAGUUUUAGAAAUGUUACAGGAAUUCCUGUUCUUCAUGUAGCCACAUCAGGCUACUGUGGGACUCCAGUGGUUUUCAGCAGGGUUUUAAAUUAAUUUUUAUGUACCCUGUCAGCAAGGUGCUUCAUGCAAAGCCAGGAAAGUUAGUGUUGUGAUUACAGUGACUAUAAAAACCUGAGAACUGCUUCUUAACUGUACUGUACAGGGUGUCUGCAUCCUGGUUGAUCUGUAGAAAGAUUUCUUUAUCUCCCUAAUCACUAUCCAGUUCACAGUUAUUUUCUAGAAUAAUUUGUUUCCGGUUUUGAGGCAUCCAAAGCCAUUUAAAUAAAUACAUGUAGAGAAUGCAGAUACAAAAGAACAAAUAUUUACAUAAUUAAACUGAAUAAGUGGUAUUCGUGUAAAUCACACUGCAUAUUUGUGUUGUCAAAUUAGUUUUUAAGAACUAAAUUAUCAUGCAGUUAAGUUAAAUAUUUAACCAAGUCAGAAAGCAUUAUGUGCAAUAGCAUUAAUCACUCAGUUCCACUCUUAAAGAUUCCAUGCUACACAAUUUUUGAAUCAGUGAAUGUGGUAUAAUUUCAGUGAUAAUAAUAGAAUAAAAGAAUCUUCAGAUUUUAGCAGCAGAUCUGUUAGUACAUGAACACAUCAAACAGAUACACUCAUUGACUGACCCAAAAGUUUGUAAUGAAAUUAUUUAUUUGUUAUGCUUUUUAUUAGGCCCAAGAUAUAGGCAUCUUGCCAUUGCUUCUUUGAUCACUGAAUGGUCAGUGAGCAGAAACAGAUUGUCCCCUCUGCUAAUAUUUUUGUGACUGUUCACAUUCACAGACCCAUUCCCAGCCUGCUAAUGUCACUGGGAGAUCAGGUAGCAAGGUAAAUUUGGAUUAUUUAUUUUGAAAUAUAAGCAGGUGUUAGUAGAAAAGGUCUGAAGAUUUUCUAAACCAGACCCUCCUUUCCAACAGCCAAAUGAGGCAUGUGACUUUUGUAAGAGCAUUUUCCACGUCGAAUGGAAAGGACCAGACAGGAACAGUCCAUCAUCAGCUUCUCAUUGGGCACUUUUGCAGGAGGUUUGUGCCUCUCAGAGCAGGUUGAGUGGACCAGGAUGGCUUCUUGGUAGUGCAGGCAAGCUAAUGCACGUAUGCGAUCUUACAGCAUCAAUUAUGGUGUAUUUGGAGUCAGUUUCCAGACUUUUGAGUCAUAGAAUCAUGAAAUGGUUUGAGUUGGAAGGGUCCUUAAAGACCAUUUAAUUCCAAUUCCACUGCCAUAGGCAGGGGCACUUCCAAUAGGCCAAGCUAACACUAUUCUCAUUAGGUUCAUCAUCAUUAAUAUAAUUAUCCUAUCAUUAAUGUAUUUCAUAUUUUUGUUAUGGUUGUUGUUGCUGGUUGUACUGUGAGGAAAACUAUAUAUUACUAUGUAGUCCUUGACUGAGUAGUACAAAGUCAUGAAAAAAGUUCAGCCAAGGCACAAAUUAGUAAAAAAUCAUGUGAAAAUGACAGGCAGUAUUCAGCAGCCAUUUCAACAGGGAAAGCUAAAUGCCCAUUGAAAUCAUGAUAUGUUGCAGCUGUGCUUUUACCUUUAUGCUUUCCCUCCCUAUUCAUAUAAUUUUCCCCAUUUUCCUCUUCUGUGUAAAUUUGUUUAACCCCAGCUCUUGUGUGACAACUUUAAAUAACGUACAUAAUUUCUCUGCUCUUCUGCAUUCUUUGACAUGUCCGUAGGUUUCAUAUGUGGAAAGAGGGGGAAAUAUAUAUGGAAGUAAUAUUUCCAAAAACUCUACAAAUGCACAUUUUCUGCCAAAUUAGAUAAGCUUGUAAUCAAAUUUUUAUUGGCAAUUGACCUAAGAUGGUAUGUGGAAUUUGUAUUGUGUCCACCUUACUGCAUAAAGUUGUAUUUCUUAUCUUGCAUACAUUAAUUUUCUGGUCAAGCACUUAACUUUUGCCUGGCUGACCUUGCUGUAGCCCCAUCAAGGAGUCAGCUCUGCAUCCUCGCAACUAAAAGUCCCUUACAUUUAUCUGAGGAUAGUAACUUGUUGCACUGUGGGCAGAACGUCCACCUGUCUCCUGUACUUAUGUUCACUGUUUUGUGCAGCAGUUAUCUUGAAACAAUUAACAGAUAUAAGCCCUAAAACAAAGUGAUGCCAUUUUGGCAUGUCAGUGUCUGUCAACAGCAAGCACAAUAUUUCACAAUAGUUUGCACGUUUUCUCUUUCAGAUAAUAGUAAUAAUUGAAGUCUUUCAUUCUUUAUAUAAGGAUAUAAGUAUCAGAGAUCUUUCUGAGUGUUUCUAUAGUACCUUUGUCUUCAAAUGAUUUUUUAAUUAUUAUUCUCUGCUGAGAUUGCAGGCUGGUGUUCCAUUGAAUUACUGGCUAGAUAUUUCCAAAUGUAUUCCAUUUACAUUGACUAGAAAGCUAUUUUAUCCAGCCUGUAAAAUGCACUAGAUUUUUGUAGCUGCUUCCCACUGGGGCAAGUCACACACCCUUAUCUUCACCAAAACACAUGUGAACACAAAGCUCCCUUGCUUUCUUUAGGUGAGACCAAGAGACAAAAUCUUCAGCUUGUUAGGGCUGUACCCACAGGGUACCCACAGGGCUGUACCCUUGUGUACCCACAGGGCCUGCAGCAAUCACCAGGAGUUUAGCAUGCUUGUGAAGGUCAGGAAUUGAGCUUCUGUAGGGCAAGUUCUACUUUGGAUUAUAAUGAUGUCUCAUGUCAGUACUGAACUGAACAUUUUACAACACUGUAACCAAGAGUAGGUCAUGCACCUGAAUCUCUUUCACACUUUUGCCUGUAAUUUAUCUGUAGGGCAAAAUAAAGUACUUGGGAGUCACUGUUUUAAGGGAAAUCUGUGCCAUUUCAGUGCUUUGAGGAGUCUGAACACAUUAGUAAGUAGCAUGAACCAUUUUCAUUGGAUUCCUGCUUGUAGCAGAAACAGUGCAUUUUCUUUACAUCAGCAAGUCCAGAUUCUGUAUGUGUUCUGCCCAGGCAGGAGGACUAUUUAGCCAUAAUGUUCUUUCAAGUUAAGGGUUUUGUAUUACAGUGAAAAUCAACAUUUUUUAAUUUGUGAUAAAUCUGUAUUAUAAUGCCUUAUUUAUUUUUAAUCUUGUACAGUGUUACAAAACAACAGAAAACAUAGGCCUUUCAUGUAUUAUUCACUUUAAAAGAUGUAUUGUACUAUGAAAUUUUGUAAAUAGUUUUAGCUUGGACAGGUAAUUGCAUGUACACUUGUAUAAAAAGAGGCAAAAAGGCACACUUUUAACAAAAAUUAAUGACUUUUGUAAGAGACAUUUUACAUGUGCAUGAAGAUUAUAUAUCCUUUGAAAAUGUAUGUCCUUUUGGUUUUCCUUGCAAUCUACUGCAUGCCAUUCAUGCCUGAUUCAGUAAAACAAAACGAACCAGUAAAUUUUCCUAAAUGUUUUUAACAUAUCACUUCUGGCACAGUUAAUCCACUAGUUGCAUGUGCAUUCAGCAAAUCAAAAUGCAAACAGCAAAUAAAGAAGAAAAAUAACUUAAUGAUUGCGAUCUGCCAACCUCAGUGUUCCAAGGUCCACAAAACAGUAUAUGAAAAGUGUUAUCAACAUCUAAGAUGUCUUCAUAAGGUACCUUCUGGUCACUAGAAGCAAUAAACUACUUACUGUAAUAUAAAAAGCAAACAGAUAUUCUAGUUCAUAAUGGUGUAAUAUCUGACAUUCAAUGGGUAUUGUCUGAUACUGCAUUUGAUGUAGUAUUUUCAUCAUGAAGGACCAAGUGUCAAAUCUGUCCUUGCUGUAUGCAGGUGCAACACUAUGGAAGGUAAGGGAGGUGAAUUUGGCCCAUUGAUGUUACCCAGAGUAUUCUUCUAAUGUGGUAAUAAGUUAUUGUAUGUGAAAAGUACAUCAUGCAAAUACGUUGUUUUCCUGGAUACAUACAUAUAUAUAUGUAUGUAUAUUUUUUAUAUAUAUAAAUUAAUUUUGUUGCCUUAUUUUUGUUAGCUUUUUUACUCAUUUUCCAGAUAGUUUCUAUUGCUAAGCAGAAAGUAUUUAACUAAUCUAUUAGGAUUCAUUGAAUUUAUCUGGCUUUGAGUCAUCUGUAUUCUGUGCUGAUGCCAUCCUUACAGUGAUGCCUCCCUUAGGCAUCACAGCCUAACCCUCAGCUUGAGGCCCAUGUCAGCUAGUGACAUAGAAAUAAGAAAUCAGUAUCCAGUCCUCUAUCUGAUUUUUUUCCAUAAUGCUGCUAAACAAAACUUCAAAUUCUGGAGGUAUUUUGCAUGCCUCGUUUUUAAAUUUGUCACAUCCAUGUCACUACAGCUCAGGAUUACUUCUCAAAUUACUUAUAUAAUUGCUGUAUUAUAAAGGAGGAUUGUUGGAGGAGCAUAACACUGAUUCUGGUGGCAAAGGAGAAAGAGCAUGGAGUAUGAAUACUUUCUGCUUUGGAUAAGGACUUCUUGUAUUUUACAAUUUGAGCUAGUUUUAUAAUAGGACUCAGAAAUCUGUUAAUUUGUUUGUUUAAUCAGGUGAUUGUAGGGUUAAUUAAGCAGUACAGCUUCUGCAAGUACUUUUGCCAUCCUGAAUUAAGAUGCAUAUUCAUACAAUAUAUCCCUGUUGCCUGCAUACAAGAAUCACUACCUUGUACUGAUGAUUGGCUUCAUUACAGUACUAACAGUCAUAAACUAACUUCUCUCAAAUUCAGUGGGUUUUACAUUUCAGUGUAGCAUAAUUGUUGUGAAUAAUGACAAUCUGGACACUGCUUCUCUACCCCAACCCUGUUUAUGAUUGGCUUUUUCCAGAACUCUGUGUAGGCUAUUUUUAGCUCUUUGAUCCUUUUAGUCCCACCUCUCACUGAGUUUUCAGCCAAAUCUAAAAUACAUUAAUGUAAAUAAAUAUUAAAAGUAUGAAAAGUAUAAAAAGUAUAAACGGAGGGGCUGCUGUUGCUCUUUAAUUACUCUUUAAAAGUACCACACUGCUUAGGUGGCCUGGAUGUGACUUACAGUCUGAUUGGUGCAAGGACAAAAACAAGGAAAGAAAUAAAAAAAGAAGGACAAAGUUAGCAAGAGUAGAAAAUAACAAAAAAAGAAACCUGUGAGAUAGCAGUUGCUGAAAGAAAAAUUUGAAAGGCCAUUAGUCCUUUGGAAGUCAGUGGUAAAACAUGGAAUAGGUCUGGAGUAUCUGAGCUAGCAGAGUACUCAACAGGAUUCAUAGUAAAACAAAAAUAAGCAUUGUAUUUAACUGCAUGGCCAGUUCCAUUUCCAAGCUUUUGUGUCAGUUCACAUUUACAAGAGUGUCCAAGAUCUCUUGGUGAACUACUUUCAGAAUUUCAGAAGGAAUAAUUAGAUAUAGCUUGGGGUUGUCACCUUUAAUGCCUAUUUUCUGAUCAUGAGAAAGCACUUUGAAAUUUGAAUUAGUAUUGGUUAACGUACAUAACAUAUGUGCUGAAAGGACUUGGUUUUGCUUGUGCCUUACUGCAUGCUGGAGGAUCUGUUUCUUCACAUUAGGAUCCCCUUUUUAUGCCUUCAGUGGCAUCAGACAUGUCAGACCUGCAUAAAACUGAAGGAAGAAACAGUGUUGCAUCACUGUGAAGCUUUUUUUCUAAUUCCUUUCCUACUUUGGUUUACUAUGAAUACAGCUGUGUGGAUGCAAGGAGUGCUCCAAUUAUUUGUGGAGGGUACCCAUACACAGGUAUACAUGUGGGUCCAAGCUAAAGAAGGAUAGAUUUCCUAGAAAGCUCAGCAAACACAGUGAGCCCACUUGUGUAGAAAAUCUGUCCAGAUAGUUUGGAGCUCCUUUGAAAAACUUGGCUGCCCUGCUCUUUAGAACAGGCUUAUAUUGCAACAUGUUGACUAAAAGCAUCCAGGACACUUACCCACAGCUUGUAACUGCACUGUCACAUUUGCUAGAUGUAGGUUAGCCUGCUGGUAGUAAAACAGCUAACAGUUCUUGUUGUGGGCUAAAGUGGGCUUUAAGUACUGUGGUUAUGUGCACUAUCGUGUCUUACUUUCAAGUGCCUGACCUUCUGAUUUAAUCCUAGACCUGUCAAUACUGGCAUCAGUUAUGAAAAAUUUCAGCUGGCACAUCCAAUUUACUUAGGCGAUUUCUCAUGUCUUUUGCUCUUUAGUGCACACAGGUGCAAAGGUUUUGUGUUCUUAGACUUCAAAUGCCAUUUGGGCAAUAUAUCAAUUUUCAAUGAAAUGUAGAUGAAUAUUAAUUACCUGUGGCCUCACAAAAUUGCUUCAUGAUAAUUAUAUUUUUAAUCGCUACAGUAGAAAUCCUUCUUUGCUUGGAUUUCCUACUUUUUUAUUGUAACAUUAGUGGGGUUCAAUCAGGAAAAAACAAUAAGCAAAGUGAUUGCAUUUGGACUAACCAAAUGAUGAGUUUGUUUUCUACAUUCAAGCAGCAGGUCAUUACAUGGAGGUAGCUUUGAAAAAUGUUACAAGAAGAAUGACAGCAAUGCUUUUAGAGUUACUGUUUUAAAAACCAGAAUCCAAGAACAGUUACCAUUUCUAGCAUAAAUAACUUAAUACAGAGAAUCUUAGAGCAAUGAUAUUAUUUUCAGUGAAAUGCUCACAGAGGUUAAAAACCUCUUCUUGGAGAUUCUUUUUCCAUAAUAUACUUGUCUGUGUGCAAGCUAUUCCUUUGUACAUGGAAUGUGGAUAAUGGUGCAAAACAGUAGUAAUACAUACAUUUCAGAGUUUCUAGCAGAUUCAGCCAAAUUUGACCCAUUGCUUAAAAUCCCUGUGGCUAAAACUUGUGUCACAACUGACAUCUGUCUGGAUUUUAUCGUGCUGGUAAGCUCUUGAAUUCUUGCUCUCCGGAGGUUAAUUUCUGCCCUUCUGGUAUAUCAUUAUACAUUCUGCUUGGAAAUGAGAUGUUAAAUAUUUUUCCAAUCUGUUAAUUUAAAAGAUUUAAAAGUGUUUUAUAAUUAAUGUUCAGCAGCCUAAGGUAGGAAGCAAAAGACCACAUGAAGCAUGUAUUCUGCAAUCAAAAUUAGCCUGCCUACACAUGAUGACAGACUACAUUGUAGGCUUAUCCAUAAUUUUUAGCACCUUAUAUAUAUUUAAACGCAAUAAAUACCAUAGCACUAAGAGCAGAAGGAGCUGGGCACACCUACCUGCCUCUUAACACCACAUAAGUCUUUAGAUGUAAAAAUGUGACCUGCAGCUUCUUGAGAGAUUGGUGCCCCUUCUACCCUUAACUCAUCUUCACUGUGCCAUCAUAUAUUUGUGUAGGUGUUUACUGUCCACUCAGGCCUGCUUUACCAUCUCCUUGUAUAGGUCCUCCACCACAUGGCUGUCAAAGUUCAUUUUCAAAAAGAAAAUAUAUUUUUAAAAAGUAGACUUUUUCAUAUAAUAGAUGUUUAGGGGAAAAGAAAUAGCUUUGACAUAAUCUGGGUAGGAAGCAGUACAUGUGACAGCAACCCUGAAAGCACAAGUGGCGGGAAUGCAGGUGCCAGCAGCUGGCAGCAAGCUGGGCAGUGAGGCUUCAACCUGCCAGCAGCAGGCAGAGCAGCAUCUCUGUCCCAAAGAAGAGGCAUAGAUAAGCAAGAGGGGGGCAGCCUAAUUCAUGUUCCCUAGCAGUUUACCAAACCUGUGCAAACCUAUAGGUGCAAACCUAUAUUAGUUGCAAACCUAUUUCAAGAGCAGUUAUGUUGUCUGUGCCUGGAUGCCACUCUCUAUUGAAAUCUUAGAGCGAGGAAAGAUACUGUCUUGGAGUAUUACAAAGCUGGUUGAAAUGAAAGAAGUAGAAUCUUAUCAGCUGCUUAACCUGCAGAUGUUUGCAGCAAAUUCUGCGUUGCUUCUGAACUAACUUGAAUAUUUGCUUGGGCUUUGUGGAAAAAGCAUUAUUUGCAUCCAGUAGAGAUAUUCCAUUCCUCAAAGGGAAAACCAAAUGUAUUAUUCUCUCUAUUUAAUUGGCAUUAAAGGUUUCAGUAGAAUUUUUAUUCCUCUUUACAGCCCAGUAAAAAUAAUGAAAAUAUUAGCAUCAGUGAUUAUUGAAUUAUUAGAUUAGGCCUUAUUCUAGUGACUAUUCCUCCCCUACUGGUGUCAGAUAGGGUGUUACAGUGACUUCAAGGGGACCAGGAGGAGAUCCACUGUAUCACAAAAGAAGCAUCUACAUAGGUAAAAUGAAUAGUCCUAACUCUAAGGAAUGAACUAGUAAGUCAAGAUGUCAUUAUUCCAACUAUUAUAGCCCACUGAACCUAUAAAUAACCUUUUUAUCUUUAUAGCUAUACACUAUAUAUGUAUGUAUAUACAGAGUACAAUACAAUAACUUAACACUGGGUAACUUCUAAUGAUUGAUUUGCAUUAAUAAUACGGGUCUAUUUUUAUGUAAAUAGAAUACUGUAGAGUAUCUUCCAGGCUUUUUCAGGAUUGUUAAAUUGAGAAGAGCAAUUGAAUAUUUGUCCUAUUUUUAUGUUAAAAAGUGAAUGGACUGAAAUGUUAAAUGUGAAUGUAAAUUUCUUAUUGCAACUUUUAUACUGAGUGUUUGCACUAUUAUAAUUUCUGGAAUCUAAUUAAAAUAAAGGAAAAAAU